UGAAGCCCGGAGUUCUUCUGACAUGAAGCCCGGAGGUCUUCUGACAUGAAGCCCGGAGGACUUCUGGUUCGAAUCCCGGAGGUCUACUGACAUGAAGCCCGGAGUUCUUCUGACAUGGAGCCCGGAGGUCUUCUGACAUGAAGCCCGGAGGACUUCUGGUUCGAAUCCCGGAGGACUUCUGGUUCGAAGCCCGGAGAACUUCUGGUUCGAAGCCCGGAGGACUUCUGGCUCGAAGCCCGGAGGACUUCUGGCUCGAAGCCCGGAGGACUUAUGUGAGCCAGAAUUCUGGCUCGAAGCCCGGAGGUCUUCUGGCUCGUCGCCCGGAGGAUUUCUGGCCCGAAGCCCGGAGGACUUCUGGCUCGAAGCCCGGAGGACUUCUGGCUCGAAGCCCGGAGGACUGCCAGAUUGAAGCCCGAAGGACUUCCGAAUUGAUGCCCGGAGGACUUCUGGCUCGAAGCCCGGAGAACUUCUGGCUCGAAGCCCGGAGGACUUCUGGCUCAAAGCCCGGAGGACUUCUGGCUCGAAGCCCGGAGGACUUAUGUGAGCCAGAAUUCUGGCUCGAAGCCCGGAGGUCUUCUGGCUCGUCGCCCGGAGGAUUUCUGGCCCGAAGCCCGGAGGACUUCUGGCUCGAAGCCCGGAGGACUUCUGGCUCGAAGCCCGAAGGACUUCUGGCUCGAAGCCCGGAGGACUGCCAGAUUGAAGCCCGAAGGACUUCCGAAUUGAAGCCCGGAGGACUUCUGGCUCGAAGCCCGGAGGACUUCUGGCUCGAAGCCCGGAGGACUUCUGGCUCGAAGCCCGGAGGACUUCUGGCUCGAAGCCCGGAGGACUUCUGGCUCGAAGCCCGGAGGACUUCUGGCUCGAAGCCCGGAGGACUUCUGGCUCGAAGCCCGGAGGACAUCUGGCUCGAAGCCCGGAGGACUUCUGGCUCGAAGCCCGGAGGACUUCUGGCUCGAAGCCCGGAGGACUUAUGUGAGCCAGAAUUCUGGCUCGAAGCCCGGAGGACUUCUGGCUCGAAGCCCGGAGGACUGCCAGAUUGAAGCCCGAAGGACUUCCGAAUUGAAGCCCGGAGGACUUCUGGCUCGAAGCCCGGAGGACUUCUGGUUCGAAGCCCGGA
Aedes aegypti (yellow fever mosquito) is the source of this 1114-nucleotide messenger RNA. RefSeq lists its product as uncharacterized. The record is from RefSeq and is a predicted model, not a curated record. The transcript has 2 exons. The coding region runs from base 138 to 1037 and encodes 299 amino acids. Gene Ontology annotation, molecular function: ATP binding. NCBI's taxonomy places the organism in Eukaryota, Metazoa, Arthropoda, Insecta, Diptera, Culicidae.